Castor canadensis (American beaver) is the source of this 2215-nucleotide messenger RNA. RefSeq names its product protein tyrosine phosphatase receptor type A (gene Ptpra). The record is from RefSeq and is a predicted model, not a curated record. Gene Ontology annotation, biological process: protein dephosphorylation. Gene Ontology annotation, molecular function: protein tyrosine phosphatase activity. Lineage: Eukaryota; Metazoa; Chordata; Mammalia; Rodentia; Castoridae.
GCUCUUCCUGCUUGUCCUAUCCAGGCCACCUGUGAGGCUGCCUCCAAGGAGGAAAACAAGGAAAAAAAUCGAUAUGUAAACAUCUUGCCUUAUGACCACUCUCGAGUCCACCUGACACCUGUUGAAGGAGUUCCAGAUUCUGAUUACAUCAAUGCUUCAUUCAUCAAUGGCUACCAAGAAAAGAACAAAUUCAUUGCUGCACAAGGACCAAAAGAAGAAACAGUGAAUGAUUUCUGGAGGAUGAUCUGGGAACAAAACACAGCCACUAUUGUCAUGGUAACCAACCUGAAGGAGAGAAAAGAGUGUAAGUGUGCCCAGUAUUGGCCAGACCAAGGCUGCUGGACCUAUGGGAAUAUCCGUGUGUCUGUAGAGGAUGUGACUGUCCUGGUGGACUACACAGUACGAAAGUUCUGCAUUCAGCAGGUGGGUGACAUGACCAACAGAAAACCACAGCGCCUCAUCACUCAGUUCCACUUUACCAGCUGGCCAGACUUUGGUGUACCUUUCACUCCAAUAGGAAUGCUCAAGUUCCUCAAGAAGGUGAAGGCCUGUAACCCUCAAUAUGCAGGAGCCAUCGUAGUCCACUGCAGUGCAGGUGUAGGGCGCACAGGUACAUUUGUCGUCAUUGAUGCCAUGCUGGACAUGAUGCAUACAGAGCGAAAAGUGGAUGUAUAUGGCUUUGUGAGUCGAAUUCGGGCCCAGCGCUGCCAGAUGGUGCAAACAGACAUGCAAUAUGUCUUCAUAUACCAAGCCCUUCUGGAGCAUUAUCUCUAUGGGGAUACAGAACUGGAAGUGACCUCUCUAGAAACCCACCUGCAGAAAAUUUAUAACAAAAUCCCUGGGACCAGCAACAAUGGAUUAGAGGAGGAGUUUAAGAAGCUAACAUCAAUCAAAAUCCAGAAUGACAAGAUGCGUACUGGAAACCUUCCAGCCAACAUGAAGAAAAACCGGGUUUUACAGAUCAUUCCAUAUGAAUUCAACAGAGUGAUCAUUCCAGUUAAGCGGGGCGAGGAAAACACAGACUAUGUGAAUGCAUCCUUCAUUGAUGGCUACCGGCAGAAGGACUCCUACAUUGCCAGCCAGGGCCCUCUUCUCCACACAAUUGAGGACUUCUGGCGAAUGAUUUGGGAGUGGAAGUCUUGUUCCAUCGUGAUGCUAACAGAAUUAGAGGAGAGAGGCCAGGAGAAGUGUGCCCAGUACUGGCCAUCUGAUGGCCUGGUGUCCUAUGGCGACAUCACAGUGGAGCUGAAGAAGGAGGAAGAAUGUGAGAGCUACACUGUCCGAGACCUCCUGGUCACCAACACCAGGGAGAACAAGAGUCGGCAGAUCCGACAGUUCCACUUCCAUGGCUGGCCUGAAGUGGGCAUCCCCAGUGAUGGAAAGGGCAUGAUCAGCAUCAUUGCAGCCGUGCAGAAGCAGCAGCAGCAGUCGGGGAACCACCCCAUCACUGUACACUGCAGUGCUGGAGCAGGACGGACGGGGACCUUCUGUGCCCUGAGUACAGUCCUGGAGCGUGUGAAAGCUGAGGGGAUUUUGGAUGUCUUCCAGACUGUCAAGAGCCUGAGGCUGCAGCGGCCACACAUGGUCCAGACACUGGAACAGUAUGAGUUCUGCUACAAGGUGGUGCAGGAAUACAUUGAUGCAUUCUCAGACUACGCCAACUUCAAGUAACAGGAGACUUGCCUUUAAUAUUUUGUAAUAUUCUGUUUUGUUAAUAUACCCAAAAUUGUGUAUAUAUCUUAUAACUGUUUUAGAAAUUGGUACAUAGGCUUCUAUUACCUAUUAGGUGGAGAUUUUAUAUGUAAAUGUGUUAGUACUGAUAGUCCUUUUUCCAAUGUUUUAUUGGGGAAUUAAAUAGUGUGAUGUUUGGAUUGAUAUCGUGAAAUCCUCAGCCUGGAAAUUGGGCUGAAUUAUUCUUUACUUUAAACAUCUUUUCCUAAAGAAGAUAAACACAAAACCCAUUCCAGGUAGUUUGGCACCAACUAAGAAAAAAAGCACAAAGUUCUCAGAGCUCUUGAGGAAGUGGUUGUCCCGGUGCCCCCAUGCAGACCUCUAUCCCCUCCCUCCCUGCACUGUAAAUAUCCCUCCCCUCUCCAGCCCACUCCCUUCUCCCACAGCCUACAUCCCAGCAGCCCCCCAUGGGGAGUAAUGGGACCCGAGCGGUAUCUGUCUCCACACUAGGGAUUAUCAGGUAAUAAAAGCUUUGACUCCCUGA